Gekko japonicus is the source of this 720-nucleotide messenger RNA. RefSeq names its product apolipoprotein A-I-1-like. Bases 1 to 720 code for a protein of 239 amino acids. The record is from RefSeq and is a predicted model, not a curated record. The transcript is spliced from 3 exons. NCBI's taxonomy places the organism in Eukaryota, Metazoa, Chordata, Lepidosauria, Squamata, Gekkonidae.
AUGAAGCCUUUUGCCAUCUUGCUGGCCUUGUCCCUCCUUGCAGGAACUCAGGCAUUUGUCCUCAGAGAUGAGCCAGAUACCAAGAUAGCCCAGUUAAGUCAGAGGUUCAGGGAACACCUGGUGAACCUCAGAAGGACGGUGGGUGAGAAGGUGGACUUGAUCCUGGGAGUGGAGUUUGUCGAUCAACUUACACAGAACGUCACGAAUUACUAUUUACAAGUACGAGAGAGCUUAUAUAAUCUGGAGCAGACACUUCCCGCCGAGACCAAACAGGUCUAUGAUCUGGCGCUUAGGACACCAUGGGGGAUGUGGAGCAAAGCCCUUGACUCCCUGAACGAGCAGAGGAAGAAGCUGAGCUCUGCCACAGAGGAGAUGUCUGAGACGCUGCCCGGCAUUUUGAAACCCUAUGUAGAUCCGGUCCUGAAGAGCGUGGCUCCGUACACAGAGAACCUGGGAAAUGUUGUCUCAGCCACGGUAGUGGAGCUGAAAGCCAAGAUGAAUAAGACUCUGACAGAGCGGGUAGAAGAUCUAGCUUCCCAGCUGAACCCUUAUGCCACGGAGGUCCAGAACCACUGGAAAGAACUUCGGAUGUCCUUUUCGAACAACACCGAGCCACUGAAGGAAGAGCUCCUACGGGGACUGGAGACCAUCAACAACUCCUUGGUGAAGACCUUUGUCACCCCUUUCUUGGAGAUUUUCCCGGCUCGUACUGAGCACUGA